Molecule: messenger RNA, 1105 nt
Organism: Lucilia cuprina (Australian sheep blowfly)
Lineage: Eukaryota; Metazoa; Arthropoda; Insecta; Diptera; Calliphoridae
Product: mitochondrial pyruvate carrier 2-like
Exons: 3
Coding region: 560-925 (121 amino acids)
Biological process (GO): pyruvate import into mitochondria
Cellular component (GO): mitochondrial inner membrane
Molecular function (GO): pyruvate transmembrane transporter activity
Source: RefSeq, a predicted model, not a curated record
UUUUAAAUUUUUAUUUUGAAACUAAACAAAACAAAUAUAUUGUAGAAAUUAAAAUUACCUUUAAAAAAAAAACAAUUUAUAACUAAAGCAAGUUUGUUUGUUUUUUUAUUUAUAUAAUUUAUAUUUCUGAAAAAUACUUCAAAAUCUCUACAAUUCAUGUUGUUAUUUAUUACAAAUUUCUUUUUUUUCUUUUAGUUUUUUUUCUUCCCUUUUUUAUUUAAAUUUGUUUAUUGAAUUUGAGUUUUUCACCUUUAAAUUAUAUAUAAAAAAAAUUGAAUUUUUCAUAAAAAAGUAACAUCAAGAUCCAAAAUUCAACGCUCAUUUGCAACAAAUUUAAAUUAAAUUAAAAGAUAAAAUUAAAGAAAAUAUUUAAAAAAAAAAAUCAUAAGUAUUUAAAAACGCCAACAUAUUUCAAAAAUAUUACAACGUUUUUAAGAAAAACAAAACAUCUUUUAAAUCGUAAAUAUAAAUUUAAUUAUAAUAAAAAGAAAAACAUCAUAAAAAUUAUACAAACAAAUCUAAAUUAAAUCUAUUUUGUUAAUGUGUUACUUAAAUCAAAAUGGUACGAUUUCUAACAUCAGCUUAUAAUGCAGUUAUAGGCGCCUGCGAUAAGAUUGUGCCCGCAAGCCUAAGACCUUUAUGGAUGAGUCCGGCUGGUCCCAAAACAGUUUUCUUUUGGGCACCAGUUUUCAAAUGGGGUCUAGUUAUUGCUGGCAUUGGAGACUUAAAACGUCCUGCCGAAUUUCUAUCCAUCAAUCAGGCAUCAACAUUGACAGCGACAGGUCUUAUUUGGUCACGUUAUUCAAUGGUUAUAGUGCCGAAAAAUUAUAUACUCUUAACAGUUAAUAUGUUUGUAGCUCUAACGCAGGGUAUACAAGUUGUACGAGCUGUUAAAUAUCAAAUGGAACAAAAUAAAGAAAAUUAAAAAUAUCAUUUUUUGAAAUUAUACACAAAAAUUGUUUUCUAGCUGCGGCUAAAUGUAAAAAAAAUUAACGCCGUUAAUAAAAGGCCGCCUUUGACAAAAACACAAAAACAAACAGCUGUCAAUUACACAAAUUGCAAAAAAUUGACAUUGUUGAAAAAGAAAAACAAAAAAAAAAAAAAA